AUGGAUGCCGCCCAGAUCCAUGACCCUGGCAAGACGCACGUCUGGCUCGGAACUUUCGAAACUGCAGAGGGGGCAGCGCGUGCGUAUGGCGCCAAGGCUAAGACCAAUUUUCAGAUGGCGGCGGAGCUUCUGAACAACUGCAACAACUUCGUUCACAUUAACAACAACACAUGUAACCCGAGUCAGAGUAGCACGCUUAAUUCAUCUUCGCGGCUGCCGUUUUCUCCGCCUUUACUUCUGACGUCAUGGCGUUCCCAGCAGCGUGUCCUAUCAUUGGACUACGAGGGCAUGUCAUACAAGGGGCUAUUGGAUCUCGACCUCACUAUCGCUCUUGCUGUAAAAAUUGUGUGUUUAUCUACCUUAGAUUAG
Arachis stenosperma is the source of this 369-nucleotide messenger RNA. Its product is annotated as ethylene-responsive transcription factor 4-like. The record is from RefSeq and is a predicted model, not a curated record. NCBI's taxonomy places the organism in Eukaryota, Viridiplantae, Streptophyta, Magnoliopsida, Fabales, Fabaceae. The transcript has 2 exons. Gene Ontology annotation, biological process: regulation of DNA-templated transcription. Gene Ontology annotation, molecular function: DNA binding; DNA-binding transcription factor activity. The coding region runs from base 1 to 369 and encodes 122 amino acids.